CAUGCUCGUUUUAAUCCAGUCGGCGCGUGCCACCCACUCAAACCGCCCAUUGAUUAGUUCAUCGGUGCAGAACGCCGUCGCGCCAUUGACACCCAUUGGCAUCGUUGGCGCCCCAAAUCAGCGUUCGCAACAACUCUGUUUCAACAGUUGCCGACACACUGCUCUUCUCAACGGCUGCCAUACUGGAGGUACCAUCAUGACCAUAGUCGCCACGCCCACAGUUUUCGCAGUCACUUCUUUUGUUGCGCCGAUUGCAGAUAUGAGGUGUAUGUGUUCUGACAACUGUCCAAACGACCAAACCGACAACUGCAACGGGGCUAGAUCGAAUGUCGACGAUAGGAAGCAUACUGCCUAUGUCAACGAGUCUACAGGACGUGACCAGACUAUAGAGAUAGAGGACGACCCCAAGGAUGGCCGACCCGUGAUCGAAUCCAUUAUCGGACAUCGCAAGCAUCAACAAGAUGAGACACUGAUUCAGAUGCAAAUUCAAUGGACGCACGGCGAGGUGACUUGGGAGCUCGAGAGCAAAGUUCAAUUGGCCGCAGCAGAGGAUCUUUUCAAGUACUGGAGCAGUUUGGAGGGUUGUCGGUCCGGUGCCAUGACCAACAAGGACCUUUGGCACGUAUUGGAGAUCGAGGGGCACAAGAAAGAUGGCAGAGGCUUCAAGCUGAAGGUUUCCUGGGUGGGAUCGACAGCUCGAUCUUGGGAGCCGGAGACAGCCAUAAGGGAGGCUGAUCCUCAGCUCGUCGACGACUAUUGGAAUUCCAAAAGGCGGCAUCAAGUGAAUCUUAAGACUGUUACUGUGUCCGCGAAGAAGGUCACUCGGUAUGACCCUCAGCCGGUCAGAGGAAGAAGGUCUCUACGCGGUCCGAGAUUGCGGAGGGGAACCAAGCCGGCAAGGCAGUCACUGCGAUUAUUGAAUAAGCUAGGGAGGCCCUCUGGAAGACCACGUCUUUCGUACCAUUAA
Colletotrichum destructivum is the source of this 967-nucleotide messenger RNA. Its product is annotated as Putative Chromo-like domain superfamily protein. The coding region runs from base 2 to 967 and encodes 321 amino acids. The transcript has 2 exons. NCBI's taxonomy places the organism in Eukaryota, Fungi, Ascomycota, Sordariomycetes, Glomerellales, Glomerellaceae. The record is from RefSeq and is a predicted model, not a curated record.